Molecule: messenger RNA, 267 nt
Organism: Miscanthus lutarioriparius
Lineage: Eukaryota; Viridiplantae; Streptophyta; Magnoliopsida; Poales; Poaceae
Source: the annotation of a GenBank genome assembly
AUGGGGCGUCUGGGCGACGGUAUCGACGAAGAUGCGGACGCGGUUGGGGCGGUAUUCCAAGGUCACAGGCGAGCCGGUGGGCAGCACGACGAUGUCGGCAUCGGGCUUGUCUUGAGGAUCACCUUCUUGGCUUCCUCCACGCUGAGCCCGACCACCUCUGGCCACGACGUCUUGGGGCCGCCGCACUCCGGUGCCGCCGUCGCCGUGGAGCUCAUCGGUUGUCGGUCGCGAAUUGAAACUGCAAAUCAACUGAUGACGAUAAUUUAA